Molecule: messenger RNA, 2688 nt
Organism: Theileria annulata
Lineage: Eukaryota; Apicomplexa; Aconoidasida; Piroplasmida; Theileriidae
Product: SfiI-subtelomeric fragment related protein family member, putative
Exons: 1
Coding region: 1-2688 (895 amino acids)
Source: RefSeq, a predicted model, not a curated record
AUGUUCCAUCAAGUAUUUCAAUCUUCCUAUCCAAAAUAUUUUGCAAUUUUAAAAGAAAAUAAACCAAUUUUAUUAAUGAAAAGUAAUUUAUUAAGUCCUUGGUAUAAUAUAACAAAUUUAAGAUAUGAUAUUGAAAAAUUAUUAUUCAUAGACUCUAAUGAUAGAGAUUAUAAUUAUACUGAGUGUAUUAUAGAAUUAUAUGAAUUAAUUCUUGUAAUUGAAUUUGGAUUUAAUUGUAAGAAUAUUUGGUUUAAUGAUAAAUUGUAUUGGUCCAAUACAAAUCCUCAAGAAUUUCCCAAAUUUUUAUUAUUUGAUCUUGUUAAUAAUAUUUUUUUAUUAUUUUAUAAUUCAGAACUUGUUAAUAUUUCUGGAACUCAUAAAAAAUUUAUUCAUCGGUUCCAGUUAAGAAAUGAUUAUAUAAACCAAAUUAAUCAAAAAUUAAUUAAAAGAAAAUUUAAUAAUAUUAAACAAAUUAAACAAAAUGUAAUUUGUCCUAAACCAAUCAAAUUUAUAUCAAACACAGAAUCAAUAUGUGAUACAGAGUCAGUAUCAUGUGACACGGAGUCAAGACAGUAUAAUAAGGAGUCAGGAUAUAAUAAGGAGUUAGGACAUUGUAAUAAGGAGUUAGGAUAUAAUAAAUAUUAUGUAGAUGAAAUUGGAUUAAUAAAUUCAAUUGUAAAUAGGAAAAUUAUAAUUAAAAUUGAUGUAAUUAAUGAAAGUUAUAUCAAUAUAAUUAAUCAAUUCUAUGAAUAUUUCAACUUAACAACAUCAGAUACUACUAUAGAUACGCUUAAUAACCUUAGUACACUCUAUAGCUGUAAAAUUAGCUCCCUUUCCAGGGAUAGUAAAAGUGUAAUUAGCUCCCUUUCCCGUGGUACCAGACCCCGUAACGGAAUAAUAAUAAAUGGUUAUAUAUUAAUAAUAAAUAAUUAUAAUUGUUAUUAUAAUUUUAAAAAUGUAAUAUGUAAUGAGAUAAGUUAUUAUAAGAGAAUACUGUAUAAAAGUCAAUCCAAGUAUCCGGAAUCAUUAAUAUUUUACAAGAAACAUAAUAUAACAUUGAUUAAAUUUGAUGAUAAAUUUAUAUUACAUAUAUUAAAAUAUGGUAUUUGGACUGAGAAAUCUUAUGUGAUACCACCAAUUAGGUUAUAUAGAGAAAAUAAUCUUGGAGAAUUAUUACCAUUAACUACAGAACAAUAUGAUAUACAUUUGAAUAUAUUUGGUACUACACAAUUAGUAUAUAGUGUCAAUCAAAUAAAUACAGUAAUGUUAAUGUUAGGAGAUGAGUUGGUAUGGAAAAGGAAGAAAACAAGUAGGAAUAAAUUGGAAUAUAUAAGAAAAUUAAUAUACAAUUUAAUGGAUAAUAGUUUCACAAUUGUAACAGACAUAACGUUAAGAUGUAUAAAGAAACAUAAUCGUUGGUAUAAUAAAUUCCAUGAAUUAACUUAUUUAACACAUUUUACUGAUGAUUCUGGUGAAUUAACAAUAAUUGAUCGUGAGAAAUUAAAUAUAACUUAUAACUCAAGACAUAAAUAUCUUUUCAAUUAUGAAACUAUAAAUUGUGCACAAAUAUCACAUUAUGAUACGGUAAUUUGGUCUAAAACUAAUGAAAAUUACCCUAAGUGUAUGGAAUUGAAAAUUAUGAGCAAAUGUAAGAAAUUUAUAUUACAAUUUAAUAAUAAAUUUAAAGUCUAUACAAUAACUCAUGGAAUGGCUAAUGGUAUGGGUAAUUUUACAGCUAUGGAGUGUAUCAGAGGAAAGGGAGCUAAUUUUAUGGGUACCGAGUGUAUCAGAGGAAAGGGAGCUAAUUUUAUGCCUAUGGAGUGUACUAUGGGAAAGGGAGCUAAUUCUACAGCUAUGGAGUGUACUCCUGGAAAGGGAGCUAAUUUUAUGCCUAUGGAGUGUACUAGUAGUAAGGAUACUAAUGGAAUGAGUGUAGUAGAAAUUAAGUUACCAGAAAUUGAACUUUAUACAUGUGAUAAAAAUGGAAAUUAUAUUAAACUUUUGAAUGAAGAUUAUAAUAUUAAUUUGUCCAUAUUCAAAGAUUAUAAAUUCAUUUAUUCACCAAAAUUUAAUAUUAAAAUUUUUAGUCUAAAAUUGAAAAUUUAUCACAAGAAUCUCAUGGAAUCUUGUGAUAGUGGACUCAUGGGACCAACUGAAACGAGAAAUUUGGAAUCUUAUGAAAAUACUCAUGUAGAACCUUGUAAAACAAGUGUAUUAGAAUCUUGUAACAUGAGAUUCUUAGAACCUCGUGACAAUAGACAGUCGGAAAUAAAAAUUUUUGGACCAUAUGAAAAAAAUAUUUUAUAUGUAAUUUAUAGUGAGAUUAGAGAAUUACAAAUAAUAUUUGAAGAUCAAAUUUUAUUAUUUAAGUAUACAAAUCAUUGGAAUGAGAAAGUAUAUAAAAUACCUAAAGAACUUAAAUUCUAUACUAGAGAUCAAUUUGGAGAUAUAUUAUUAACACCAGAAAAUUAUAGAGUAGAAUUAAGAGAUAUGAGAAGGUUUAAAUAUAUAUUUGAUAAUUUCAAAUGUGAUCAAGUGUGUCAUAAUAAUGAAAUAGUUUGGAAAUCUGAUGGUACUAAAAAUGUUAAUUCAAUAGUUUACUUUAGGAAAUAUAAAAUUAUUAUUAAUUUAGGUAUCAAAAAUUUAUAUUACAAAUUAAAUUCUAAAGGCCAUUGGAUACAAUAUUAA